Molecule: messenger RNA, 1552 nt
Organism: Meloidogyne enterolobii
Lineage: Eukaryota; Metazoa; Nematoda; Chromadorea; Rhabditida; Meloidogynidae
Source: the annotation of a GenBank genome assembly
GGACGUAAAAAUGAUUGCUUUUUCUUCUACGAAUUUAUGUUCAUUUAUAUUUUCUGUUGCUAUAAUUGGUAGCUAUGCCAUUUUACCAACUAAUGGCCAAGCAACAUGCCCUUCCGAUUGGAUCUCAAGAGUGGAUCCAAUUGAUGGUAUCACAUAUGGUUAUAAAGUUAUUACGAGAGAUUGGCUUAACUAUUAUGAGGCUCGGGGCUAUUGUGUACGUGCUGGCGGACAAGUAGCUUCAAUCCACAGUGCUGCCGAAAACGCCUUCAUAGCUAAUAUCUCGGCUGCCCAGCUCAAGCAAUGCCAAACUAAUGAUUCUGUUUGUGCUACAAGAAUUGCACAUACUAGCGCCGGAUGGGCCUUCCUUGAUAGUUUGAUGCGUUCCUUCUGGUUUGGAAUGAAUCGCGUACAGUACCAGCCUUCGUAUAAUAGUACCCUUGAUUGUUCAUAUCCUGAUGGGACGCCCUGUGAUUAUGGAAGAUUUGACGGAGUUGCAAACGCUAACACCAAUUCACCUCCAUGGUCCCCUGCAUGCCCUUCAGGCAGUAAUUCGUCAAACGGAGUCGGUGACCUCGAAUACUGUACAAUGUUCUUCAACGCUACAACAACAUUGGUAUGGAACGAUAUGUCAUGUUAUCAAAAGCUUGGGGGUGUUGUUUGCAAAAUGAACUGCUCGGCGACUAAGACUACUCAAACAUGUACCUCAUCAGCAGUUGCCACCACAAAUGCUGCAGUUACAACUAAAGCAGCUGUUGUUACUUCUGGCAGUGGUUCUGCUGGCUCAACGGUUAAAUCAUUGACAACUAAAAGCUCGGGAACUAGUAAUGGUUCUUGCUCUUGUAAUGGAGGGUCAUGUGGAGGUGGUGGUUAUAAAUGUGGUUCUGAUGAUUGGCAAUGGAAAAUAAACAAGAAAAAUGGGAAAGCAUACGCAUACAAAGCGUUUAAUUAUACUGGAUGUUUUUGGCAAUGUCUCGCAAUCUGCAAAAAAUACAAAGCUGUUCCUUGUUCAAUACAAUCAAGUGAUGAUAACGACUUUAUUGUUAAAACAGUAUGUUCCGGUUUACUCUCGUCAAGUUCUUCAAACUCAUCUCGCAAACGUCGAGCUACUUCAGAUACCUGUAUAUACACUGGCAUUCAUCGUCAAGUUACGAAUCCGUCAACUGGAGGCGUUUCUUGCACUUGUAGUGAUGGAAGUUCUUGUGGUUAUGGAAAUGAUGAUGCGCAUGGAGAUACCACAACAACCUCUUUUACCUCCACAACCUCUCGGGCCACUACACUCAAAUCCUCAACAACACAAAAGGCAGCAACUACAUCAACACAGAAGUCAACAACAAAGCUCGCAACUUCAACAUUUAUAAGCACAUCUACAGCUGUUCCAAGCAAUCCAUGGGCUCCGGGAUGCCCUGCUAAUUCUACAACUGGACAAAAGGACAAUGGUGGGUAUGGGUCCAGAAACUGUAUUGGUAUAAAUGGAGAUGGUAAAUGGGUGGACCAAAGUUGUGACAGACCGGCCACAGCAGUUAUAUGCAUGAAAGAGUGUGAUCAACCAUAA